Messenger RNA from Anthonomus grandis grandis, 1154 nucleotides. RefSeq lists its product as uncharacterized. The record is from RefSeq and is a predicted model, not a curated record. Bases 165 to 1052 code for a protein of 295 amino acids. The transcript is spliced from 2 exons. NCBI's taxonomy places the organism in Eukaryota, Metazoa, Arthropoda, Insecta, Coleoptera, Curculionidae.
AAAAUUUCUACUGACACAAUUUGACGUAAGAAACUCGAUGUUAUGUGAAAUUAUAUUGAGAUUUUAUAACAAUAAUUGUGUAUAAAAUUGCAUUAAACUAAGGUAAAAUUUUUUAAAGCUCUUUAGUGACCAUAAGUAAUGGUCUAUUCAUUUUAGAAAAAGAAAUGGGUGCUUGUGUAUCAAAAAAUGGAAAAAGAAAAGUAAAAGAAAAUAGUCAACAAUACAAAAAAUCACCAGCAAACAAAGUAAACGUGAAUGAAAUAAGAAGAAAACGAAGCCGAACGCCAUCAGUUCCAUCACCCCUAAUUGAAGAACCUGAACUGGAAACCAUCCUGGGCCUUCAAACAGAAAAAGAAGAAAUUCAAAACACCGAAUCAAAUCACAUUGAAGCUGUUGAACCAAAACCAAAAGAAACCAGUAAUUUGAACGCUCCUCUGGAAGUCACAUCUUCUGUAGAAAACCCUGAUAAAGCAAAUAUUACAAUUGAAAUAGAAAACGACGUUCUUGAAAUAGCAGAGCCGCCAACUCCUCACCAUUUAUCCCCCAAAGAAAAAAUCCGCUUUAGACGUGACUUCUUUUUAAAAGACAUCCUGAACCCGCCAUCCAAUAACUCUUAUCAAGCGAACAUUCGAAACUCCGAGGUGAUUUUGAGGAAUAAUAGUGCCAAUGGCCUUAAUGGACAUUUUUAUUCGGCACGUGAGACAUAUCCAGUUUCAAAAAUUACGCCUCCCAAACCAAAGAGACAGUCCUUGGGACAAGUUACUACUUUAGAAGAAAAAGAUGUUAGCAGUGGUGACGCCAAGACAAUAGAACACAAGGAAUUAGAAGAUUGUAAGCAAGCUGUUGAUUUAGAAAAUGCUGAGUGUGCUAACGGUAAAAAAGAAGAUGGGAUUGUAAAGGAAAAAGAUGUUUCAAGUGGCAUUUUAGAGAUUGCAAAAUUAAAAGAUCAAGUAUUUCAAAAUGGUAAUACUGAGGAGAUAAUUAGUAAAGUAACUGUUAAAUUAGAUGCCAUAGAUGACAGCAUUAAGUCACAAGCUGUAUUAAUAAAUUAGUCUAAAUAUAAACGAUAAUCAGUAGGAUUGUAAAUAUUGUUUUUUUAAAUUAUAAUUCUGAUUACUGUAUACAAGUUGUUUUUAUAAAAAUAUAAAAGCAGA